AUGAUAGUUCAAGCAUUUUAUGGAUUCGUCACCGAUUCUCUCGGCCUUUUGAGCGAUAGUAUACAUAUGUUUUUCGAUUGUUUAGCACUUGGAGUGGGAUUAUUUGCUGCAGUUGCAAGUAAAUGGCCACCUAGUCAGAGGUUUCCAUAUGGAUUUGGAAAGAUUGAGAGUUUGUCGGGAUUUGGAAAUGGUGUAUUUCUCAUCAUUGAAAUUAUGAUAGAAGCGACUGAACGAUUAGCGGAAGGACGAGAAACGAAACGAUUAAUGGAACUUUUUGUUGUCAGUUCCUUAGGAUUGGCAGUCAAUUUGGUAGGCAUGGCUUGUUUUGGUCAUCAUCAUCAUGGACAUGACCAUGGCGAUCAUGAUCACGGACACGAUCAUGGACACGAUCAUGGACAUUCUCAUGGGCAUUCUCAUUCUCAUUCUCACGACUCUCAUUCCCAUGAUGGGCCUUGCGAACACGAUCAUAAAAAACAGCCAUCGAUUCUCCACGAUGAUCAUUCACAUUCACAUUCACAUUCACAUGGAGGUCAUUCGCAUGACAAUGAGAAUAUGAGAGGUAUCUUUCUUCAUGUACUCGCAGAUACAAUGGGCAGUGCUGCAGUCAUUGUCUCUACAAUUUUGAUCCAUUUUGUCGGAUGGUCUGGUUGGGAUCCUCUCGCAUCUUGUCUCAUUGCUGUUCUUAUCUUCCUUUCCUCAAUCCCUCUGGUCAAAAGUAGUGCCAAGAAGUUACUUCUGACCAUUCCUGACGAUACCGAAUACAACCUACGAAAUACAUUAACUGGCGUGAGUGACUUGCGUGGAGUUCAGGCUUACACUGUUCCAAAGUUUUGGCUAGGCGAUAAGAACCAAACGGUAUUAGGAGUCAUGCAUGUUGUCGCAACUAGAGGAUCGGAUCUUGAAGAUGUUUUGACGAGAACGAGAGCAUUCCUUUUGAGUAAAGGGGUAGAUGUUGUGGUUCAGGUUGAGAAAGAUGGAGAUGGCAUUUAG
This is a messenger RNA of Sclerotinia sclerotiorum 1980 UF-70, 990 nucleotides long. RefSeq lists its product as hypothetical. The transcript has 3 exons. Gene Ontology annotation, biological process: zinc ion transport; intracellular zinc ion homeostasis; transmembrane transport. Gene Ontology annotation, molecular function: zinc ion transmembrane transporter activity. The record is from RefSeq and is a predicted model, not a curated record. Bases 1 to 990 code for a protein of 329 amino acids. Gene Ontology annotation, cellular component: membrane; Golgi apparatus. NCBI's taxonomy places the organism in Eukaryota, Fungi, Ascomycota, Leotiomycetes, Helotiales, Sclerotiniaceae.